Molecule: messenger RNA, 444 nt
Organism: Hyaloperonospora brassicae
Lineage: Eukaryota; Oomycota; Peronosporomycetes; Peronosporales; Peronosporaceae
Source: the annotation of a GenBank genome assembly
AUGAUGGCAACGACGCCCUUUACCAGCAGCAAAGGUCGAGCAGCUCUGUGCUUUACUCGGGACGGCAACUGGUUCCAGGGGUACUUCAUCUGCUCAUCCAGUCGCACGCAGCUCGGUAUGAUGGGCGAAGAGAUUCCGGUGGAUGACUGCAUCGCGUGUCCGGAUGGAGGCUACCAGGAAUACCGACUUACAUUGAUGCACUUUGCCGUCGAUCGAGAAGUCGAGCAGGUGGUGAAGAAGACUGGAGGGGAUCUCUGCCGGCUCGACAGUGACGCGCUUCAGUUUCGGUCUUCAGUGCUGCUGACUGAUGCCAGAGCCGUCGAAGCGAUUGAGCGAUACUUUCCUAGCAUUGCAGAACGGGCCAACCACGAUGCAACUUUGCUGCAGGAGUGCACGGUUUGCUUUGGCGACAUGGAGGUCACUGCGCUCGGUUUCCCGACGUAA